Molecule: messenger RNA, 1771 nt
Organism: Diprion similis
Lineage: Eukaryota; Metazoa; Arthropoda; Insecta; Hymenoptera; Diprionidae
Gene: mRpL45
Product: probable 39S ribosomal protein L45, mitochondrial
Exons: 6
Coding region: 99-1061 (320 amino acids)
Cellular component (GO): mitochondrion
Source: RefSeq, a predicted model, not a curated record
UUGAGAAAGUUAACCUCUCUACGCACGCAAUCGUAUUUUAAAGCUCAAUAAUAUUUAUCCGCAUUGAUGACAUGAGUGAAUUGUAAUAAAUAAAAAGAAUGUCCGCAAUUGCGUCUAAAGCAAUGUUCGCUGUUGGACGUUUAGUGCAGUCCCAUGCAACGCCGUUAUACAUACCAACGUUAAAGGCGGCACCAUGUCUCCUAUUUGUGAGACAUCGUACUACCAAACAUUGGAACCCAAAGUGGAAAAAGUUACGAAAAGAAAAAGUCAUGAAGAUAAAACUUCCUAAGUUGAAUCGAAAUCCUGACGAUAUAACUCCAGAAGAACAGCGAAGCAUGAUGAAGGAACGCGGCCUGGAUAAGCCAAGAGUUUGGAACGAAAGACCUAUUUAUCUCAGCUGCACUGGUGCCUCAUUUGAACCGUAUGUUCCUCCAGAGGGAGAUGGAAAGUUUUCUACACUUUCGACGGCAGGUGCUAAACAGAAGGUAGAACUGCUUCAAAAAAAGGGUUCGUCGUACAAGGCUGUUAGGAAAAUGAGGAACUAUGAAGAAGAAUUAAAUUUGAAGGCAUUUGCUGAAACUGCACGAGAAAUUUAUAUCAAAGCACAUGAAGCAUUGGCUGUUAAAAACAAAGUUGAACUCAAGCAGCUUGUAACUGAACGGGCAUACCCUGAAAUGAUGUAUAAUAUGCAACAUAAAACCAUACACUGGAAAUUCAUCCAAUCUUUAGAGCCAUGUCGAGUUGUGCAAGCCAGGUGUACGGAAAUAAUAACGAAAGACAACGUUUUUGGUCAGCUCACAGUACGGUUCCAUACUCAGCAGGUAUUGGCUGUCUACGACAGAUUUGGCCGUUUAAUGUACGGCAGUGAAUUUAUAAAAAAAGAUGUUAUAGAAUAUGUAGUUUUCGAAAAGCAUUUAUCAAAUCAAUAUGGCACUUGGCGUAUUCAUGACAAGAUCGUACCGACGUGGAUGCCUUCAAAAGAGCCAGGCACAAAAACUUUUGUAAGAAAAAUGGAUCCCUUGAAUCUUGAUGAAGUCAACGCUGUUGAGGCUCCUGCUUAGAAUUUGUCAUAAAAAAUUGUAUUGAUGUAAGAAUCCAAAGCAGUUAUAUUUGUCGCAAUAAAAUGCAUAGCCAAAUGUGGAAGCUGUAUAUAUUUUUUGUUCACGAAUCUGCUAAAAAAUAAUUCAUUUCAAUAUAAAUGUAUUUGUACCUUUUGUGCGAUACUGCAUUGGAAGAUUCGAUAAUACAUUUUAAUAAUUAAUAGGGCAUUAAAAAUUACAUCAAGCAAUAGGUUUGCAGCCCAAAUUAUGUAUGGUGAUUUUAUCGACAAAUGUGCAGUGAUAUGCCCAUUUUGUUUUGCCAAAAUUUUGUCAUCCUUAUCGUUUAGCAAUACUGAGGACUUCUAUAGUGUUUACUCUACGUGAUUUAAAGGGCAUGCUUGUUUUUUAAACAAUGGUCUUUAAUAUGUAAAUGCAAAGUAGGGUUUACUUGUAUUUGAAAAUACUUUGAUAUGAUAAGUGCACGUUGAACAACGUGAUAUCAGUUUUUGUAAAGUAUAAGAUUGUAUAAAACUGACGAAUUCUGAUUCAUCAGUAUGUAAGUGUAUAGAUACGUAGAUAACAAGAGCAAUCAUUUGCUAUAUACAAUUUCGCUCGAAUUUUUUUCAUAAAAUAAGAACAAAAUAGUUAAAAAGUAUUUAAAUCUAUGUAUAUGCCUCUGUUCUAGUAUUUCAUCUAAUAAUCUGCCAGUCUGCAAUAUCAAGACUUACCCU